This is a messenger RNA of Tachysurus fulvidraco (yellow catfish), 3914 nucleotides long. RefSeq names its product G protein-coupled receptor 185 b (gene gpr185b). NCBI's taxonomy places the organism in Eukaryota, Metazoa, Chordata, Actinopteri, Siluriformes, Bagridae. The record is from RefSeq and is a predicted model, not a curated record. Gene Ontology annotation, biological process: G protein-coupled receptor signaling pathway. Gene Ontology annotation, cellular component: membrane. Bases 253 to 1251 code for a protein of 332 amino acids. The transcript has 2 exons. Gene Ontology annotation, molecular function: G protein-coupled receptor activity.
CGCGGCUCAGCUUCAUGCACUGAUAGCAAUGCUGAGUGAGGAGCUGCUGCUGAUGCUGCGCCUCUGGGUGUCGAGGUUUCCGCCUGAGAAGUGCCACGACUGCGUUUGAUCACACAGGACAAUAUGGAAAGAAAAGGAUAAGGACCUGAUGAUUUUUCCACUCCUCUGUACUGUGUCCUCUAAAUCCUUCUCUCUGUCGUACGAGAGCGCGCAUUGAGAGGGAAACUCACUGCAGCUUCAUGGCACUAAGCUAUGAUUCACUCUCUUGCAGCAGCAAUGAGCAACCAACUUCAAAACACCUCCUCUCUGAACUCAGUCGGCGUGUGGAAUUUCCAGGACGCACGCAACUCAUCGCCUGUGCACACUGCAGACCUGCAGCCCCUUACUGUUAGCCCUUGGGACAUUGCACUGUGUGUGACUGGGACACUCAUUUCCUGUGAGAAUGCGAUUGUGAUCGCCAUCCUGUUCUACACUCCUACUCUGCGGGCACCCAUGUUUGUCCUGAUAGGGAGCCUCGCUUUUGCGGACCUACUUGCAGGUCUCGGCCUGAUUCUGAACUUUAUCUUCAUCUACAUGUUUAACACAGAGUUUGUCACGCUGGUCUCAGUCGGGCUUCUCAUUGCUGCAUUCUCCGCAUCUGUAUUCAACAUCCUGGCUAUCACCGUGGACCGAUACCUGUCUCUCUACAACGCACUAACCUACAAUACGGAACGCACAAUGACUUUCACCUAUGUGAUGGUGGUGUUCAUUUGGCUCGUGUGCAUUACGCUAGGCCUGUUGCCUGUGCUCGGAUGGAACUGUCUCCAGGACGAGGCCCAUUGCAGCAUUUGUCGCCCAGUCACCAAGAACAACGCAGUGGUCCUUGCGGUGACUUUCCUGCUUGUUUUUGCACUCAUCAUGCAGCUCUACCUGCAGAUCUGUAAGAUUGCCUUCCGUCACGCACAGCAGAUUGCUGUGCAGCACCAGUUCAUGGCUAUUUCCACCACUAAAGGGGUGUCUACACUUUCUGCCAUUCUGUGCACUUUUGCUGCAUGCUGGAUGCCCUUUGCCAUGUAUUCAAUUGUGGCGGAUUCUAGCUACCCAAUGAUCUACACAUAUGCCACAGUACUGCCAGCGACAUGCAACUCCGUCAUAAACCCAAUUAUAUACGCCUUUAGAAACCCAGACAUUCAGAAAUCCCUGUGGCUAGCCUGCUGCGGAUGUGUCCCAGCCAAUUUCUCGCAACGACCAAGGACUUCAAGUGACGUAUAGGUCAGAUAACAUAUGAUUAGCUUACAUUUGUCCAUCCCUCCAAAAAAUACAUAAAUAAAUAAAUAAAAAAGAGAAGCACACAUAAAACAAAAGUACCUACUUGAUCAUGCUAUAUGGCUACUGGCUUAAAAUAUCUCCUAGCUCUUUACUACAUGUGGGGAUCAGUGUCCACUGUAGUAUAAAGCAAUGGUGUGAUUAAUUUCAUCAUAUCUAGCCAGUAGGCAAAAUUGUGCACAAUAGAAAUAAAAAAGGUUCAAGCUAAGGUUUAAUGAAAACAAAUCCUUUAUAUCUUAAAUCAAAGGCAUAAGUUCUGGCACCCUAUCCACACACACACCUAGCCAUAUACAUCAAUCAAAUAUGGUGCCAAAAUUAGUCUGCUUCUGAAUGUCCUUCUUUAUAAGUUGACAUCAGAGUUGGUCACUGUGCCUUCUAAUGGCCUUUGUAUAAGGAAUAGCUUCAUUGGAGACAUAAAAGGCUAUAGAAAUGGAAAAAAACAACAACUGGUGACCAGAAUUUCGACUGUUUUGAUCGAAAUGAAAAAUUUGCUUGUUAAAUUUGGUCAACAGUCUAGAUUCCAUGGAAAGUCUUGGUAUGAUAGAGUAUGAACCUACUGCCAUAGAUGCAGUACAUGUACAUGCACUGCCUUUCAGCACCAUGGACAGCAGCCAGUGCACAGACCAGGCCACUCCUGAAGCCCCAUGUUCCUUAUCUAUAAUGUAGAAAAAAACAAAGCUGUAUGAGCAAAAUCCACAGGCUUUUUAGUGCAGCUGUUUUGGAUAACUUUAUUAGGCAGCGAUAAAGACAGGGCAGGUUGACAAAGCUGCAUGUGUAAGGGUUCUCAUCCAAAGUGUCUUAAAAUGGAGACAGAUGAGAGUUAAGGGCUCAAGAACCCAACAAUGGCAGCUUAAAAGUGCUGGAAUUUGAACAUAAAAUCAUCUGAUUGGUAGCCCAAAGCCUUAACCUCCAAGCCAUGAUGUCAAUACAGAGUCCUAUAUAAAAAGGGUAAGCACCUGCUGCAGUGUUUCACAUGGAAUUUUUAUGGGUUUUCCCAGUGGAACAGUCUGAAGAAACCAUUAAGGAAUCUAGAGUUAAUCUAUUCCCCAAGAAUGCAGAGAUUGAUACUGACUAAAAUGUUUAACUGCAAAUUCAAUAAACCCUAGUAGCUACCAUUGGAGUAGAAUUAAUGAGCUACUUCGUUCAACUUUAUUAUUUUUUUAAUUUGAAUUGAAAAAUGGGCUUGAAUUAGAUUGUAGAAAACAUGCAACGACCUUCUCUUGUACCUCAGUCUAAUCCGAAUUGACAUGAAAUUCACAAGUAUUAUAAUGAACAAAGUCCUGGACUCUACAAAGGUACACACAGUAAAACCUGCCCUGUCUUAUAUAAUAAUGAACAAAGUCCUGGACUCUACAAAGGUACACACAGUAAAACCUGCCCUGUCUUAUAUAAUAAUGAACAAAGUCCUGGACUCUACAAAGGUACACACAGUAAAACCUGCCCUGUCUUUUUAACCUAAACCUUUUAUAACGAUUGGCAUCUCUUUAUGAGUUUAAAAUUAUGCAUUGACUUUGAAACCUAGAUUACACACUUCGUUACAGUGUAACACCAAGUGUAGAUCAUCAGUAAAUAAGACAACUUUACUGUGAAACCAUGGAAACACUGAUACACAAAAAUCAUGAGCAUAGUGUAGAUAUAAAUAUAUUAAUAGAGUAUAUUGGUAUCAGGUAACUGGGGCAGCAGGCACUGGACUGAAUGUUCUUGAAUUGAGGUUAAUGAAAAUAGACUAUGUGCUAUAGUUCAAAACUGUGGUUGUGUCUUAAAUCCACCCAUAAAUGCUCAUGUAGUAGACUAACUCGAAAUUUAGCUUUUUAAAAUUGUGUCCCAUGUAAAAAAAAAAAAAUCCAGGGCACUGGAACAUUUGUCCCCUCAAGAAUCACAUGUCCUUUAAAAUAUAUGGGACUAGCACCUGCCCUAACCAAUCCCAGAUUACACUACUGAAAAAAAAAAAAAAAUUAAGAUGGUAGUGGAGUCGCAAACCGUUCGAACAGUCAUUCAUGUGUACAAAUUAUUAAUAGAACAUACACAUUUGUAUUGUGCAUUUUGAUGCAUCUGAUGCUUUUGAUGUUUUUUUUUUCUUUCAAGUAGUGAAGUGUACACAUUGUUGUCAACCAAAUGCAUGAAAAUGGCUGUAACAACAUUUUGUUCUGGAAAGAGUGGGGGAAAAAAGACAUAAUCCUUUUCACUCCCGUGUCUAAAAACCUAUGAUCUUGUUUUGAGCCUUAUUUUCAUAAUAACUGCAAUAAUCUAUCAAUGUGCACUGUCCAUUGAUAAUGCAAAUCUCAAGGAGGCCAUCGAUAGAGCUAAUUCAACAUUGAACUGACCAUGAACAGAGCUAAUUUAACCUUGAGCAGAGCGAAUUCAGCUUUGAACUGAACUUAACUAGAGCUAAUUUACCCUUGACACUUGAACAGGACAAACAGGUCAAAGAACAAGUUCUGUUCUUCAAAAUCAGAGUUAGGAAAGUUUAGGGGUCUGAAGUUUGGUGAAGGCCCUGAAAACACACACACACACACACACACACACACACACACACACACACACACACACACACACACACACACACACACACACACACACACACACACACACACACACACACACACAAA